UGACGGGGAAGAUCAAGAACGCAGCAAAAUAUCCUGUUCCGUGGGCAACUCUGACAUUUCCUCCGUGUUUAUGCCGAGAGAGACAUUCUGAGACUUAAGGGUUAUCCAGUGUGUUAUGUAGUACUUUCACAGUGGGUUUCUCACAUGUCCCUUCCUCAAAUAACUCGAAGAGGUUCAAGAGUUCCACUGCUUGCACUGGUGCAGAGUAUUUUCUAGGUCUUCUGUGUUUGUCACCCUGUUCCAGAACUGGAACAAUGGACUAAGAGUUGAAAAGUUGCAGAUUCUAUGUGUGGAAGGUAUUGGGUUAAUGUUUAAUUGUACAGAUGGAUCCAAAUGUGCCUUUCAGUGGACAGCAACCUGACGUUUUCCAGGCAUCAUCUGGUGCUUCAGCUGGGAUCUUUCCAGUACAGCCACCGUUCCAGUGUGGUCAGCUCUCUCUCUUUGGGCAGAAUAGUGGAGGACAGUUAAAGAAUUCAGGGUUUACACACCUGCCAGUAACCUCAGCACUGUGUUUUUCUGCAGGGCAAAGUCUGAUAUUUGGGCAUGGACCGGGAUUUACACAGUCGUAUUCUCUUGGACAGACUACAUCCUUUGUGACUUCUGCACCAACCAGCUCUUCUGUUCCCAGCAAUAAGGCUUUCUGUUUUAAGCCACCUACAAAUCUUGGGACUUCUCAGAAUACUUCUAGCUUUGUAGAUGUAACUGGAGAAGCUUCAAGCUUUGUGAGACCAGACUUCAGCUUCAAAACUCCUGAGAGUGCAAUGUUCAAGCCUAUCUUUGGCAGUAGUUCAGAACAAGAGAAAACAAAUCCACCAAUCCCAGCUCCAUUCGCGUUUUCUUUCCCAGGAAGUAGUGGGCCUGGAAGACUAGCCCCCUUUGGACUUUCUCAAGAGAACAGUAGCUCUGUUAGUCCAAGCUUCAGCUUUUCAAAACCAAUAAGCAGUAGUACUUUCACUUCUUCAUUUAGUCCUCCUUUACUGAGCAAGACCACAGAGGAUGAUACAAAAAGAUCUAUGGUUCUUUUUGGGAGUUCUAGUAGUAGCUUUACCUCUCUUUCAAACUCAUCUUCUGGAUCUGUACCUUUGGGUGACACUUUCCAGAUUAAUAAAACAAGCAAACUAGAAAAUGAAGAAUUGCAAACUCCAAGUGCACCACUUGUUAACUUUGGAAAGGGAACAAAGAGAAAAGAAGAACAAGAGCAUUCUUCAAGACAACAUGAUUAUGAUGCUGUUGAUGAGCCAGAGCUGUCAAGGAGUGAACAUUCUUCUAAUAAGCGACCUGUCAGGCUGAAUCGGCCGCCCACACGAGGCCUGUUUGGCAGAACAUUGCUGGAUGUGCUGAAAAGCAAUAAGAAAGAGUCCAAAAUGGAAAGAGUUUCUUUGGAAUCUGGAGAAAUUGAGCAGACGAUUGUGGCAGGAGGAAGCCACUCUGGUUAUGCAAUGUCUAAGCCAGGAGCAGCAUUGAGAAAUGAUGAGAGUAAGGCAAAAUUGAAGGAAGAUGCUGCCAUUUCAAACCCUUUGCAUCGAAAUCGGAACAGUGGGCACACAGAGAGCCUUGGAAAUUUGCCGUCAAGUGAACUAACAGCUUUCCAGUGCAAAAAUAUUCCUGACUUUCUAAAUGACAGAAGUGUUCUUGAAAAACAUUUUAAGAAGUCUGUUAAAAUUCAACGUAUCCGUACCAACCGCAACAAAAAGCUGGCUAUUAUACACUGUUUUGAUCAUGCAUCUGCUGCAUUGGCUAGAAAGAAAGCAAAAGACCUACAUAAAGAGAUAGUGACAUUUUGGCAUAAGAAGAAACCAAGUCCAAAUAAGAAAGACUAUUCGUCUAAGGAACAGAAAGCCGAUGAAAGUGAUGGGAGGCAAAGCAAUGACCUGCCGAGUCAUCAACAUCCUCCCCAUGGUAAAUCUUUAAUCCGUUCCAGUGGUAGUGGAAACAUUUCAAAUAAGAGUUCUCUAGCUAAGAAGUCUGGCCUUAAAAAGUCUCUUCAGUUCGAAGCAUUAACCUUUGAUUCUGGACCUGAAGGACAUUGUUCAGAGAACUUAGAAUUGCCAACAUCCAGUUUGAACAACCUCAUAGGCAUGGUGGCAGAAACAUCUGAAGACAAAUAUCGCCUUUUAGACCAGAGAGAUAAGAUCAUGAGGCAAGCGCGAGUAAAACAAAUAGAUCUUGGCAAAGCUAAAACCUUUGUUGGCACAUGUCCAGACAUGUGUCCAGAAAAAGAACGUUACAUGAGAGAGACAAGAAAACAACUUAGUUUCUUUGAAGUGCUACCAGGAACUGACAAGGUUGACCAUACAGCAGCAAUUAAGGAAUACAGUAGAUCUUCAGCAGACCAAGAAGAACCUUUACCACAUGAACUGAGACCUUCUGAGGUGUUGAAUAUGACCAUGGACUAUUUAGUAACUCAAAUCAUGGAUAAAGGAGAAGGGUGCUACCGAGAGUGGUACGAUUUUGUAUGGAAUAGAACUCGUGGGAUAAGAAAGGAUAUAACGCAGCAACAUCUCUGCUGUCCUCUGACGGUUUCCUUGAUUGAGAAAUGUACCCGUUUUCAUAUCCACUGUUCUCACCAUUUAUGUGAGGAGCCUAUGUCAUCUUUUGAUGCAAAAAUCAACAAUGAGAACAUGACUAAAUGCCUACAGAGCUUGAAGGAAAUGUAUCAGGACCUUUCAAACAAGGGUAUUUACUGCAAGAAUGAAGCAGAAUUCAGGGGAUAUAAUGUUCUUCUGAACCUUAACAAGGGUGAUAUUCUCAGAGAAGUGCAACAGUUUCGUCAAGCCGUCCGGAACUCCACUGAAGUUAGAUUCGCUGUUCAAGCCUUUGCUGCAUUAAACAGCAAUAAUUUUGUCCGAUUUUUCAAACUUGUGCAGACAGCAUCUUACCUGAAUGCUUGCUUGCUACAUUGUUAUUUUAGUCAGAUUCGUAGAGAUGCUCUAAAGUCUCUGACUAUUGCUUAUACUGUUAAUGCUCAAAGAUCAACCAUAUUUCCACUAGACAAUGUGGUCCGCAUGUUACUAUUCAGGGACUGUGAAGAUGCAACUGAUUUCAUAAGCUAUUAUGGUUUGAGUGUGUCUGAUGGGUUUGUGGAGCUGAAUCGGUCUGCAUUUUUGGAGCCAGAAAGCUUGCGAAAGCCAAAGAAAUCACUGUUUGUUGGGCAGAAGUUAACUGUGUCAGUUGGGGAAAUUGUCAAUGGGGGACCUCUCCUGUCUGUGACUCGCCACGUACCUGUGUGUAGCUUUAAUGCACAAAACAAAUACACCGGGGAGAAUGCUGCAGUGGAGUCAGCCAUCAGUACUCAGAAAGUCACUGCUGAUAUAACAGAACCAAAAGCAGAAGAGAGUGUAGACUCAGAAGCACUUCCAGAUCCAUCUUCAUCAUUGCUGUCACAACUCCCACCAGCACCGUUCCCUUCUACUGCAGGGUCCACCUUCCGGUCUAACACACAACUUUUGCCUCCCCUUUCAAAACCUCAGCAUGUUUACAGUGAGAAGGAUGUUGCAGAAGUGGUUGAAGAUCUUGUGGAGGAUGUGCUGGAAGGAGAAUGCAGAGAAAUCAGCAAUGCAGGUGCAGCCUAUGUUCAGUCAGCAAUAUGGCUAUCUGAUGCCGCUGCAGAUGAGCUCAUGGCAGAAGUGAUGGUCGGCAUUUUGAAGGAAACUGCAUCUGUUGUAAUCAAUGCAGAAAAAGAAAGAUUUGAAGAGCAAAAACGUCAGGUUGAAGAAGAGAGGAAGAAACAAGAAAAACAAAACUUAGUAAAAAGGUUGAGUGAAUCUCUGGGUGAAGAAUUGAAAGAAGUAGUAGUAAAGGAAAUGAUGAAAGAGAUUUCAGUGCAAGAGCUAAAGUGUGCUGUGGAGAAGGAUCAAAAAGCACGCAUUGCUCGUUGUUCAAAGGAAAUCUGUGCUGACAUAAUGGAUGCAUUUCUGGAAGAUGAGAUUUUCCAGAUUGCUAAGGAGACCCUGCAGGAACUCCAGUGCUUCUGCAAAUACUUAAAACGAUGGAGGGAAGCUGUUACAGCCCGAAAGAAAUUGAUGCGUCAGAUGAGAGCAUUCCCAGCAGCUCCAUGUUUUGUAGACCCAAAAGACAAGCUGAAAGCACUGUCACCUAGUGCAGAGUGCCCUAUCACUAGAAAGCAUCUUGCUAAAAGGAUUGUAAACUUGGGACAUGCGGGGAGACUUGGCACAUCCUGCCUUAGGCUGCAGUGGUUGCGGAACAAGACAAUCCACCAAAUGAAAGUACAGCAUUUUUAUCAGCAGUUAUUAUGGGAUGCAUUAUGGACUCCACUGGAUCUGCCAUCAUUGGUUGCGGAAAACAUUCCCAUGAAACAAGAAAAGGUCUUUUGGAAAACACUUUUGGUGUUGCCGGAUUAUGAGGAAUAUCAAUUUGACUCUCCCAGCAGAAUUCUAGCAGAUUGGGUGAAAGCUAAAUUUAUAAUUGAUAAAAAUUCGAAGGAGUCUACAUCCCUGGCGACCAGUGGAAUUCAGACACUAGCUCUGCAUACUUCUCUUCAUAUGCAAGGAAAUCAUCAUGUUUGUGUUAAUAUAUGUGUAAAGGUGACUCAUGGGACUCUUAGCACCACUGAGCUCAAUGACACAGAGACUCAUAAAGAGUUGCUUGGAACUAGUGGGCUUAUUCUGCUGCUGUCUCCUCGAGUGAGUACUGAAGAUGAGGUGGAGGAAGACAUUUAUUGGAUUUCAGCCUUGCUUCAACUGAAACAGCUCCUUCAGGCAAAACCUUUCCAGCCAGUAGUACCUCUGGUGGUGCUUGUCCCAAGUCACGGAGAGGAGGGCAUGGAAAAGGAAGUAGCAAAAGGGUUGAUGCUACCAGAUUUGAUUUCAGCUAACCUUAUCUCAGACUACAAAAUUGUUGAAAUGCCAGAUUCUUUGAGUGAUUUGCAAGGUACCAGCAAGCUAUCAGAAGCAGUACAGUGGCUGGUUGCUAACUGCCCAAGCUCUGUCAAGCUUGGCUUCCAGACAUUUAUGCAGUUCAUUGAAGAUGGCCUUGACCGUGAAUUCAACCAGCAGUUCUACAAAGACAAGAAAGAGAGACACAUGGCUGGUUUGCCAUCCCAAGAUCCUAGUGCCAUAAUAGAGCUAUAUAACAGCGUAGUUCAGUUCUUGGCUGAAGUUGCCUCUUCAGAAGAUCUUUGUGAACUUUCUUGGCCUGUAACUGAAUUUGUAGAAGAUGGAGGCAGCAAACACCUUCCCCAUCUCAAGUGGAAUGCACCGAACCAUCUGGCUUGGCUGAAGAAAGCACUGCUUUCCUUCCAGAUCCCACAGAUGGAUCUGCCUCCUUUGGGUGCUCCCUGGAGCCCAGUAUGUGCCAUGAUUUUCCAGUAUUUGUCCCAGACUGCCAGUUCACUUCAGACACAGGAGAUACUACAGUCCCAGAUAGAGAAUUUGUUGAGCCAAACCUACUUGAAGUGGAAGGGCAGAAACUGUGUCAGCUUUAGAGAAGAUGGCCCUUCUGUGAAGGAGAUCCCUUGGGAUAGUAUCCUGGAAGUCUGCAUUAAUCAUAAAUUGAGAGACUGGAAACCACCUCAGUUAUCAGUAUCACCAGAAGCAGUAAGUAAAGAUGGACAGAUAUAUGUAUAUUUUUUAAAGGACCAUUUGAAAAAAUUUACUUGUCCUUUUUUAUGGGAAGAAGCCAGAUUAAGAACUCAGAAAGAAAUCCAUCAGAAUCAAGGAAGGUCCAAGAUAAAGACAACAUCUUUUGGGAAGCUAUAUUCCCCUUCCCUGUCUUCAGCUGAUUAUUGUGACAAGAAGGGAACUGUAGGAAACAGGGAACAAAGUAUUUCCAGAGGAACAGAUCUAACAAUGGCUGUUUCAGAAACAGAUCUUCUCCCCACGAGUCUAUCUAGCAAGCUGCAGCUAGAGAAAAUGGAGAAUAGGAGAUUUGAUGAACAGCUACAACAGUUAUUAGUUAAAGAUGCUGAGAUAUUCCCGGAUUCCCUGUCUUUUCCUGCUUACCUCCCUGAAACUCUGGUGUCUGUGCCUCAGAUUAUCCAUCCACUGGCCAAAACAAAGACAUCAAGAAGCCCAGAGGCUGGAAACACCUUUGAAUUGAAGGACACAGACACCUCUAUACCUAUCGGACUUGCAUACUUGAAACAGCUGAUCAAAGCUAAUAGAGAAGAAGAAAUUGCUUGUGAAUUCCACUUGUCAACAUUGCUAGACAUGAUAGAUACUUAAUUGAAGGUUGGCCUAAAUUUCUGGGGUGAGGGAGUUCACAAUACCUGACAAACAUUUAGAAGUCUGAGUGACAGCAAAGGCUUUUGUAAAUUAAUCUUUCUAUGUAUCUGUUGCGUGAUGCUUAUAUGAGAGUAUCUUAUACUGUUGAAUUGCUCCUCAGCUUCUGCAUUCUCAUUUUAUUUUGACUGCUUUCUUACACUUUUUACACUUACAGAAGAGUAAAUCCCAUGAACUCAGUAGAACAUACCUCCAAGUAAGCCUGUUUAUGCUUAAGCUUUCGGUCUUUGUACUGUAUUGCAUACCUCCAAAGAACCUUCUGUUUGUGCUUUAGCAUGAAAUAAAUCACCUGGGCCCUGGACAAUAUUUUCUUUUAUUACUCUCCUAUACAGGAUGGGGGUCAUGAGCCUUAUCUCCCCAUCUGUUUGGGAUGUCUGCCCCACUUCCAGUAACACCAGCUGUUCAGCUGCAGAUGUAACAUCGCACUGGGUCCUACAUACUAUAGAUUUGGAUCACAUAAUUAAUUUCCAGAUUUUAUCUGGUGCGUCAGCUGCAUGAAAUGGGUGCUGCUAUAUACAUCACAUUGUAUGGCCAUAUAUUAUGUUCCCACUUGAAUAACCAGUGGUGUUGGACACAGGGCAGAGAUACUGUUGGAUGGGGAGGUAAGGUGCACUGUCUCCGAUGCAUCCUGCCUACCAGUGAGAAGGUGAAGUAUUUCCCAAUCUGGCUACUGGAUUUGCUUUGCUGCUGCUUUGCAAACAACACAUGGCUUCACUUUUGCCUAUGUUCGUUCUAGCCAUGGAUGGUUGUACGUGCCCCUGACUGCAGUGUUUGCAUUCGCAGGAUACCUGUGCCUCUAACAGAAAAGUUUCCGGUAUUGUCAUUUUCAUUAAUGAAUGAAACUAGAAGAACCCAGGAAGAUUUUGCAUUAAGAUGAAAGCGUUAUUCUUAGCGAUUUUAAACAAGCAGUUAGAGACUGUGUGUUUAUCUCAAACAAUCACAAACACACAGAGACACACCCCUUAUUGGGGAUAACAUGGUCACAUUUGCUUGAAGUGUUUGAAUGUUAGGAAUUCAACUUAACAUCACUAAGAAAUUAUAGAGUAGGUAUUGCAUUCCAAAGUAUUUUCCUCUUGAGUAAAAAUUGUUAGCAUAACAACACUGUAGACAUCUUUAUCAAGAAGAGCACUAUGGCCUCCUGAUGGAAAUAAAGCAUAUAAAUGAAUAUAGAAACACAGAACAUAAAAUCGGCAAUAGCUUCCUUGCGCAAAAAACAGAAACUUGAUACUAUAUUUUUCCCCAAAAUGAAUUCAUAGUAUUUUUCCCAAUAUAUACUAUUUUAUUGAAUUCUUCCCUUUUUAGUUAAAUUUCAUGUGUGAUUUUGAUAUUGCUAUUUAUACUGUGGCAGGCAAACAUGACCAGGGCCCUGAUGGGGUUGUUUUUUUGGGUUUUUUUUUGGGGGGGGGGGGGUUGGUCUUAAUGGAUAUAGUAUAUACUUUUAUGUUCUGUGGCUGGUGAUGUAAAAUAAAAAAUUUAACCACUUUUGAAACUUU
Varanus komodoensis (Komodo dragon) is the source of this 7732-nucleotide messenger RNA. It is a transcript of the gene MCM3AP, whose product is annotated as minichromosome maintenance complex component 3 associated protein. Gene Ontology annotation, cellular component: transcription export complex 2; cytoplasm; nucleus. NCBI's taxonomy places the organism in Eukaryota, Metazoa, Chordata, Lepidosauria, Squamata, Varanidae. Bases 324 to 6182 code for a protein of 1952 amino acids. The transcript has 30 exons. The record is from RefSeq and is a predicted model, not a curated record. Gene Ontology annotation, biological process: mRNA export from nucleus.